Aricia agestis (brown argus) is the source of this 1279-nucleotide messenger RNA. RefSeq lists its product as uncharacterized. The coding region runs from base 28 to 1212 and encodes 394 amino acids. The record is from RefSeq and is a predicted model, not a curated record. The transcript has 7 exons. NCBI's taxonomy places the organism in Eukaryota, Metazoa, Arthropoda, Insecta, Lepidoptera, Lycaenidae.
UACUCGAACGUAACUACUUACUACAGCAUGAUGACGGGUGCCUGGGGUGUCGCGGGCGGGUUCGCUGCUGCGGAGGUCUGCGCGCCGCUGCUGGUGCUGUGCUGGCUCUGCUGCUGGCCGGCUGAUGAUAGCUCUGAUACCAGUUCGGGAAAUCACCCACAAAAACCUGCAGUUGUAACUCAUGAAGUUGGUUCCCGGAAAAAAUCCCACGAUUGGACCAGCAAACGCUUCGGCAGCAGCGCUGUGUCUUUGCACUUACCAAGCACUUCUGGCACGAAGCAGCCGCUAUCAGCUCAUAGAAGUCACGAGGAGAUACGCGGAAGACGAAAAUCUCAUCACGAAGUAGUCGACGAUACCCGCUACCACUCUGCACCCAGCGUCAUAGACGAGGUACUCCAUAGACGAGACUGGGAGAGAUCCAACAAGGAUCUAUAUAUCCCACUCAAAUCCUCCAACAACAGCGAAGCCAAUAGCUCUAACGAAGAAGAGGAAGCAACCAAUCCAAAUGAAUUGACCGUUGAAAGAACUUGCAAGAAACACUACACGAAUAUCAAAUCGUCAAAAAAUAAAAAUAGUAACAAGGAGCUAUUGAAUGAGGAUAUCAAAGACAGUGAUGCUACAGAGGUCAGAGAGUCUCCAAGCUUUUAUAUUGGGGAAGCUACUGAUAUUUCCAACGAGAUUAAUGAUACUUCGGAAGUAAAAGAUAACGAAAUAUUUAAGCCAAAAGUAUCGAAACAAAACCUAAAUGAGUCAAUCAAGAGUGCAGACGUUAAGAAACAGUCGAUGCCCGAAUUCCAAAUAACUGGUACUGAAGAAACUGGGACAGUCGACGGAAAAGAGAUAGAUAGAUCGGGAGCAGUACAUCAUACCGUGGAAUCUCGUUCGAGUCUGUACAAUGUUCAUCCAGUGCCCAUUCCUCCUCCAUCCGUAGAGGCUGUAGGCUACGACUCGGAUGCGUCUUACUUGGCUGAGGAUGACGUGCUUGGUGCGUGGCGGCUAGACCGAGAGCCGGGGGUUAUGGUGGAGCGCGUGUGGGGACGAGCUAGACAUGGCAGUGCUGGAGAUGUGCUGGCACCAACUAUGCGACCACACUCCGCCGCUUUAUCAGAGAGUGACUUAGAUUACGAGCUAGAAGAAUGUGAUGAAGCACCACCCUCUUACGAUCAGCUCCAUCUUCUGUCCACGAGAGAACGGAAGGAGACUGCCAUAUAGACAGUCUAGUUACGCUAGAAUUAUACAGUGGUUUACAUAGUGUGAAAGACUGCGUGGACUAACACAC